UUGAGCCAUGGCGGAGAAGCAGGGCCAGGACGCGGACGGGGUUGUCAACCCAUCGGUGCUGUUUCUGCACCCGGACUUGGGCGUGGGCGGCGCCGAGCGCCUGGUGCUGGACGCGGCGCUGGCGCUGCGGGCUCGCGGGUGUCGCGUGACCAUCUGGACUGCGCACUACGACCCGGGCCACUGCUUCGCGGAGAGCCGCGAGCUGCCGGUGCGCUGUGCCGGGGACUGGCUGCCGCGCAGCCUGGGCUGGGGCGGCCGCGGCGCGGCGGUGUGCGCCUACGUGCGCAUGAUCUUCCUGGCCCUCUAUGUGCUGUUCCUCGGCGACGAGGAAUUCGACGUGGUCGUGUGUGACCAGGUGUCUGCCUGUAUCCCAGUGUUCAAGCUGGCCAGACGGCGCAAGAAGAUCCUGUUUUAUUGCCACUUCCCAGAUCUGCUUCUCACUAAGAGAGAGUCUUUUCUUAAGCGUCUAUAUAGGGCCCCGAUUGACUGGGUCGAGGAAUACACCACAGGCAUGGCAGACUGCAUCUUGGUCAACAGCCAGUUCACAGCUGCCAUUUUUAAGGAAACAUUCAAGUCCCUAUCUCACAUAGACCCCGAUGUCCUCUACCCAUCUCUGAAUGUCACCAGCUUUGACUCUGCUGUUCCUGAGAAGCUUGAUGACCUCGUCCCCAAAGGGAAAAAAUUCCUAUUCCUCUCCAUUAACAGAUAUGAACGGAAGAAAAAUCUGGCUUUGGCGCUGGACGCCCUAGUAAGCCUGCGUGGAAGGCUGACAGCCCAAGACUGGGACAAGGUUCAUCUGAUCAUGGCCGGUGGCUAUGACGAGAGAGUCCUGGAGAAUGUGGAACACUAUCAGGAAUUGAAGGAUAUGGUCCAGCAGUCUGACCUGGGCCAGUAUGUGACCUUCCUGCGGUCCUUCUCUGACAAACAGAAAAUCUCACUCCUCCACGGCUGCACGUGUGUGCUUUACACACCGAGCAAUGAGCACUUUGGCAUCGUCCCUUUGGAGGCCAUGUACAUGAAGUGCCCGGUUGUUGCUGUUAAUUCGGGCGGACCCUUGGAGUCCAUCGUCCACAGAGUAACCGGGUUUCUGUGCGAGCCUGACCCAAUGCACUUCUCAGAAGCAAUAGAAAAGUUCAUUCAUGAACCUUCAUUAAGGACCACAAUGGGACUGGCUGGAAGGGCCAGAGUGAAGGAAAAGUUUUCCUCUGAAGCAUUUACAGAACAGCUCUACCAGUACGUCACCAAAUUACUAGUAUAAUCAGAUAUUUUUAAGGUGUUUAUGCAACAUUCAUUUCAUUUUUAUGAAUUGUAGGCCCAGUUUUAAACCAUUAAUUAACGUGAAUCUAAUGCCAAAGAGAUUUAAAAAUAAACAGACUCUUGAAUCUGAGCCACCUUCCUAUCCACAUUUGCUUUGUCAGAAAAACUAUCUUAUGCUGGAAUUAUUCCAAGUCUUACCAGUGCUGGUUAAGAAAUAAGUAGGGUGCAAUUCCAUAUCUGGAAUAUUUUAAUUAUAUUUCUUCUAGGUUUCGUUGCUUUGCCUAUAAACUUGACGCCAUACUGCAUCCUAAUUGAUGUUUGGUACUUUAAGUGCGUCACCAUGAAAGUUGAUGGAUUGGGCCACUGUGAUUCCAGAAUCUGCACCUCAGUAACUACUGCUGGCAGAACUGGUGUUAGUCACAUCUUCACGUGGGUCCAUAGCAAGAGUUGUGUGGUUUGGUUUGGUUUUUAAACAAAGAUGAUUUUAUAUUUUUGCACAGUGAAAUAUGACAAUAAAAGAUGUUU
Messenger RNA from Condylura cristata (star-nosed mole), 1782 nucleotides. It is a transcript of the gene ALG2, whose product is annotated as ALG2, alpha-1,3/1,6-mannosyltransferase. The record is from RefSeq and is a predicted model, not a curated record. The transcript is spliced from 2 exons. NCBI's taxonomy places the organism in Eukaryota, Metazoa, Chordata, Mammalia, Eulipotyphla, Talpidae. The coding region runs from base 8 to 1258 and encodes 416 amino acids. Gene Ontology annotation, molecular function: alpha-1,3-mannosyltransferase activity; GDP-Man:Man(1)GlcNAc(2)-PP-Dol alpha-1,3-mannosyltransferase activity.